ACAGUCCUUCUGACUCCGGCUGUCUUAUUGGCGCGGGCGAAGGGCGGUGGGAGGGGGGGUGGCCUGGGCCCCCUCCAGCGUCAUCAGAGCGCGCCGCCGGCAGGCAUGGCGCUCUUCGUGGUUCCCAGGUAUGUUAGUGAUGAAGAGGAUAAUCCAGAAUGUAAGUCCCAGUUGCUCUUACAUCGGCUGCAGGAGCAAGCAAAGACUCGGCAGCUGCAAAAACAGGAACAGAACUGGCCCACUUCUGGGCAACGAAAGAGAUUGGCGCCUGGAGCCCCUGAAGAAGAGACCAACGAGGAAUUAAAGCAAACAAGCAAAAAGAAGAAAGUAAGUCAGGAAUCUCUUUCAGCCCAAAGUCACAGAGAAAAGGAGCCAAGACGACAUACUUUUGGGGCAGAAAGUUUGCCCGAGAAAGAUGGCUCAAGCAAACGUAAGAAGAAUGGUGGGAAUUCUAGAACACCUCAAGGAAAGACAGAAGCAGUUCAAGGAGAUGAAGGUAUGUUGGAGACUCAUCCGGAAAGUCGAGCUACCCCAGAAGAAGAAGGUAUGGGAGGUUUUGGAGACAAAGAGAGCCAAGCCAGUAAGGAUCAGAGGAUGCAGGCAUCAAAUCCAAGGACAGCUUCUUCACCUUCCAGCAUGAUUGUCCUUGGUCCUUCUGAUCAAAGGAAUCUGCACAAGGUGCCGCCUUUUGUGCCACGGUGGUUCAGCCAGCCGCAGCAGUUCCAGAGGCAGAUCCGAGAGAACCUCGUCCCUCUCCAGGAUGUUCCAGUCAUUCACCCUAAGCUGAGAAAGAAGCUGCUAGCCAAUGGAAUAGCCUCUCUCUUCCCAGUUCAGGCUGAAGUGAUUCCAGCCAUCUUGGAUUGUGGGCCCAAUGGGGCUUUGGCUGGCAGGGGUGGCUACCCCCCAAGCGACAUCUGCGUUUCAGCCCCCACCGGCAGCGGCAAGACUUUGGCCUUCAUCAUUCCGGUGGUGCAGGCCCUGUUGGACCGCGUCGUCUGCCAUGUACGGGCUCUGGCAGUCUUGCCCACCAAAGAGCUGGCCCAGCAGGUGGCUAAAAUAUUCAACAUUUACACUGAUGGGACUGGGCUGAAAGUUGUCCAGGUUACUGGACAGAAAUCUUUUGUGAAAGAACAAGAGUCCCUUGUCGAGACAACGCUGACGGGACAUCGUAGCCUGGCAGACAUUGUGGUAGCCACCCCAGGACGCCUGGUAGACCACCUGCAGCAGAGCCCCCAGUUCAGCUUGCGAGAGCUUCGUUUCCUGAUCAUGGAUGAAGCAGAUCGCAUGAUUGACAACAUGCAGCAGGAUUGGCUCCAGCAAGUCGUAGAGGCUGUGCACCGGCCUGAAAGGGGCUCCGGUCCCGGCGGGCUGUUCAGAAGGGUGCAGCCAGGUCCCUGCACGGCAGCCAGGGCUUGCUCCCCCCAGCUCCCUCUGCAGAGGCUCCUCUUCUCAGCCACUCUGACCCAGAACCCCGAGAAGCUGCAGCGGUUGGGCCUCUACCAGCCUCGCCUCUUCGCGCCGGUUCAGUCUGGGAAAGGGAGCGACGGGCUUGGCUCUCAGUCGUGCGUCAGCGAAAAGUACAUUCUCCCCGAGGGGCUCUCCCAUUAUUACGUCCCUUGCAGCCUGAGUUGGAAACCGCUGUUCCUCCUGCAUUUCCUGGUGAGACUGAAGUUCACCCAAGUGCUCUGCUUCACCAACAGCAAGGAAACCUCGCACAGACUCUUCCUGCUAAUUCAGGCCUUUGGUGGAGUGAAGGUCGCUGAGUUUUCUUCAAAGCUGAGCCCGAGCAAAAGGAAGGUGACCCUGAAGGAGUUUGAGCAAGGCAAGAUCCAGCUUUUAAUCAGCACAGAUGCCACGGCUCGAGGGAUUGAUUUUGGUGGCGUGAAGUGUGUCAUUAGCUACGAUGCCCCUCAGUUCAUCAGGACCUACAUUCACCGGGUGGGCAGAACAGCUCGUGCUGGGAAGGCGGGCCUGGCUUUUAGCCUGCUCCUCAAGCGGCAGGAGCAUAGGUUCCUGAAGAUGCUGAAGGAUGCGGGUCUUCCAGAGUUGGAGCCGCAGCUGGUCAAGAGCAGCUCCCUCCAGCCUCUCCUCCAGCAGUACGAAGCAGCCCUGGCCGAACUUGCACAGACUGUCAAGGAGGAGCAGGUUGGAAAGCGAUCUUAAGGCAAAACGCUUCAUGGAUACACACCAAGGUGCUGCAAACCAGCAGAACUGGAACUCUGCCCCACCCUCUUGAGGGACCAAUGCCCGGAAGCAGAUAUUCGUGAAAAGCAACUUGAGGAACAAAGUAGGAGUGAAGGGACACAGCCUGCUCUCACUGCGAAGCAAGAAGAAUAAUUCUCAGCUCUCCAAAACAGUUUAAGAGAAGCCGCUCUGGGGCAGAAGACUUCAGCCUUUGCCAGCGCAGGGCCACUUUCACGAGCAACCCUGAACAAGGGCGCAGUGGCACCGAUUAAUCUUUGAAAUGACUGAAUUGCCUCCCCAAAAUGUGGCAAACCAGUUGUGCCUAAGAUGUCCUUGUUGGUGAAAUAACACUGAUGCUAAUUGAUUAUAUCCGGUCUGUUUCUAGCUAUGUCUCCGUUACCAAAAUGACACAGUUUGAGCGCGUGCAUUCUGCUCAGCUGUGCAGCGGCCCUUCGGGUUCAAGGGAGACAUGUUGUGGUACAGAUCUUGUGCGGACACGGAAGUUGCUCUGCGGUCCCAAUGGAAGCAGCCUAGUGCAGCCAGGGACGCUGUUGUAACUGGAGGUGCGAUUCUGCGAUGUAGUUCGCUGCUUUUCUGUCAGGUUUCCAUGUUGUCUGUCUUCAAAGUCAGUGGAGGCUUUGUGGCUCAGAGCUCCCUAGCAGCUUAGGUCAGAAGCGGCCGCCUCUCGUUCCCGUGGCUGGAUGUCCCAGGGCUCAGGGUUUCUUGCACGGCCUUUUCGUAGCCCUCAUGUGCUGGACCUUCCCGGAUUCCAGUGCCCUGUAGAACAACAGGCAAGGCCGUCCAUUCUGAUGCCAUGGCCCCCACCUCACCUGAAGGGACUCAAUGCUGGUGGACUCUACAUAAUCCAAGACCUGCAGGCCUGGUCAACAAACGCCAAGAUUGACCCAAGACGUGCAUGUGGCGUUUCUAUUUCUUCAUUUAUUAAGCCUCUGCUUAAAGUCAACGUGGUGACUCAGGGCAUGGCACAGAGAUAACACAGCCGGCAGUUCAAACUGCCGCUUUAUUGCUCCAAAUAUCCCCCAAUGCUCCCAUGUCUCUGGCAAGUCCCAGAGCAAGCGAUGACAAACACCCGUACAGACCUCAAGCAGCCUCUGGCUGCAAAUAGUCCAGCCCAGCACUUGUACACCAUGAUGCACAGAGCAAUAAAUUCAGUAGGGCGAAUCAAGGAAUUCGGGAAGCAAAGGGAGUCAGGUAAUUAGUCCAGGAAGCCGGAAAGAAUUCAAGGAAUCCAGGAAAGUUUCAAACUCAACGCUUCAGGAAUUCAGUGUUUGUU
Pseudonaja textilis is the source of this 3478-nucleotide messenger RNA. It is a transcript of the gene DDX51, whose product is annotated as DEAD-box helicase 51. The record is from RefSeq and is a predicted model, not a curated record. Lineage: Eukaryota; Metazoa; Chordata; Lepidosauria; Squamata; Elapidae. Gene Ontology annotation, molecular function: ATP binding; nucleic acid binding.